This is a messenger RNA of Nipponia nippon (crested ibis), 1434 nucleotides long. The record is from RefSeq and is a predicted model, not a curated record. Lineage: Eukaryota; Metazoa; Chordata; Aves; Pelecaniformes; Threskiornithidae.
AUGGGGCUGGCUCGGCACAGCUGGCUCCCCCUGCUCUGGGCCAGCGGCUGCCUCCUGCUCCUGACGGUCUGGGCCGCCCAGCACUGCCGGCGCAGCACCUCUGGCAAAUGGCACCAGGGCGCUGCACCCCCCGGCUGCGUUGCAGGAAAGAAGACACAAGCAUGCGUCUGCGGGGCCGAGGUCCUCGAUGCCCGCGGCAGGUCCCUGGGCCGGUUCCUGUGCUACGACCUUGGCUGCGUGCAGUGCAGAGAGGCCACCCGGGAGAGGCGGCGGCAGCGACGUGCAGCAGAACGAAGCCCCUGGACCGCCCGACGGUGGAACUCUCCUUCCUCGCCUGGGUGCAGGUGCUGGCAGGGGCACAGCAUGCAGAGGAUAGUCCUUCCUCGGCACCGGAGACAGCCCCACAAGAGGGCAGAGGCCCUGGGGCCACUCAGUCCAGCCACAGCCCACCCCAGCCUCCACCUUGGUAGCCAGGCGGACAAGCUCACAGGUCCAGUGCCCUCGGUGCUGGAGGCAGAUGUCAGCCACCAAGCUGGCUCACCCACCACCCUGGACUCUCACACAACUGACAGGAGUGGUGGCCACCCACUCGAUGUUGCAGAUCCUCAUCCCAUCUUGAGGCUGGAGCUGGGAGAGGAUUUCAGGAGGAGACUGCAGGCGCACAUGCAGAGGAAGUACAGGCAGAUCCACCUGGGAACAUUCCCCGCCUUGGUGCGACGGUCCUACAAGUCAUCAGCCCACAGGACGGUGCCCCUCAUGUCACAGCACUCCAGCUCUGCCCCCAUCUACUCCUGGACGCCAGAGGCCUUGUUCCUGAUGGAGGAGACCCGGGAGCUCCACCCUGGGGCAAAGAAGCUAAGCCAUGACUGGGGCUUGCCUGGGAAGUCAACAGGCUCAGCUCCCGAAGAGCACAGGAAAACAAGCAAAUUACUCAUCCAGAUCAACUCCAGGCUCCACACCUCCACAUACUACUUCAUCAGCAGCCUUUCCUUCUUAGAUGUUAGCUACUUAGACCCAGUGCUCUGCAUGCUCUUUGGGUGUGGCUUCUACUUCAUGAAGUGUCUGAAUGCAACUAUUCAGAUAUUAUUUAUAUUCUACCUGUCCUUCUGCAAUUCCAACAUCAAUCAUUUCUGUGCUGUGCCCCCCAUCCCGAAGCUCUCCUCCUCUGACACAUACAUCACUGACCUGGUUCCUUUCACCUGUGCUACUGUGCUCAUCACCUCAACCAUCCUCCUCAUUCUCAUCUCCUACCUCUGCAUCGGAGACAGGCUCCUUCAAGUACCACCCCGUUCAAAAUUCUCCACGGAGCACAAGAUCAUCACUGUGUUUUAUGCUCUGGUGAUUCCCAUGCUGAAUCCUAUGAUUUACAGCCUGAGGAACGAGGAGGUCAAAUAAGCCCUGCAAAGGACAGUAGAUAUCCCCUAUUGGCAGUAG